UUCUAUUCUUCUGGCAAUUUUAUGGAGAAAUCCGUCUUGCAACUGUCUCCUACCUUCUGGGACUCAGAAGCUGCCUGCUAUGCGAUGAGAAUUGGCUCAUCUGGGCAUGAGUUUCUUAUGAUGUGGAAGACCUCCAAGUGGCAGCCUGAUCUAUCUGCGUUCCCAACACUUGACGAGCGAGUCACUCUAAAGGAGGUCACACACAGUCCUGAGAAGGAAGCUGUGUGGAAACAGUCAUGCUUCAGGUCGUUUGGCUCGCAUGGCGUUGUGAGAGAGAAUACCGAACCAGCACCCUUUCCAGUGAUCAAACUGGCACACGAUACGCCAGUUUCGAAGCGGCUCAUCUCCAAAGAGUUUGAAAUACUUUCAGAAAUGUCUUCUCAGAGUCUCCCUGUUGUCAAAGUUGAUAAACAGCCUUUGGAGGAUCAACAAGGCAUCUUUGAGUACUCAAUGGAGAAGUUGGUCGCUAUUGAACCUGCAAAAAUCGGUUCUUACAUCGCAGACAUCGAAACUGGACUAUCGCAACUACAUCAUCAUGGUAUCGUUCACGGAGAUAUUUCUCCCAGUAACGUAAUGCUUAACAGCAUGCGCCAAAUCCGAUUCAUCGAUUUGAGUCACGCUGGAAAAUUGCACCAACCGCUUGACGAUUUUCAUCGACAUUUGGCAGAGUUUCGGGGUUGGAAUUCAUUCGAGAUAGCUAUCGAUCUGGUGAAGUUGGCGGACAUCAAGAAGACCUUUUCUACCCAUAAUUAA
This is a messenger RNA of Periconia digitata, 753 nucleotides long. The record is from the annotation of a GenBank genome assembly. NCBI's taxonomy places the organism in Eukaryota, Fungi, Ascomycota, Dothideomycetes, Pleosporales, Periconiaceae.